Messenger RNA from Ailuropoda melanoleuca (giant panda), 2075 nucleotides. It is a transcript of the gene DUS3L, whose product is annotated as dihydrouridine synthase 3 like. Gene Ontology annotation, biological process: tRNA processing. Lineage: Eukaryota; Metazoa; Chordata; Mammalia; Carnivora; Ursidae. The coding region runs from base 72 to 2021 and encodes 649 amino acids. The record is from RefSeq and is a predicted model, not a curated record. Gene Ontology annotation, molecular function: tRNA dihydrouridine synthase activity; metal ion binding; flavin adenine dinucleotide binding. The transcript is spliced from 13 exons.
CGACCGGGAAGACGCGCGCGCGACCCGGAAGGCCUUCCCGCCGCCUCCUGAAGCCGGCGUGAGGGGGGCCGAUGGCGGAGGGAGCGGCGGAGGGAGCGGCGGAGGCCCCAGCAGAGAGUGGUGACAGUGGCGAUUCAGGAGCCGGUGCGCCGGAACGGGGGGUGGCGCCCAUUAAACCUCAAUACCUCACUACCAAGGAGCAGUUCCACGAAUUCCUGGAAGCCAAAGGGCAGGAGAAGCCCAGCCAGGAAAUCGAGGCAGGAGACCGCAGUGGCAAUGACCUGGCUGAACCUGAGGCCAAGCGCAUCCGACUGGAAGAUGGGCAGCCAGGGGAGGUGGCCAAAUCCGGGGAGCAGCCACAGGUUCAGAAGAGAGCCCGGGGCCAGAACAAGGGCCGGCCCCACAUGAAACCCACCCACUAUGACAAGAAUAGGCUCUGCCCCUCCCUGGUCCAGGAAUCAGCUGCAAAGUGUUUCUUCGGCGACCGCUGCCGCUUCCUACAUGACGUGGGCCGCUAUCUGGAGACCAAGCCAUUGGACCUGGGCCCCCGCUGUGUGCUUUUCGAGAACUUUGGCCGGUGCCCCUAUGGUGUGACCUGCCGCUUCGCUGGGGCCCAUCUGGGACCCGAAGGCCAGAACCUGGUGCAGGAAGAGCGGGUCCAGGCCCCGCCGGUCCGCAACGGCCUGGACAAGGCCCUGCAGCAGCAACUGCGAAAGCGCAAGGUCCGCUUCGAGCGUGCUGAGCAGGCCCUACGCCAGCUAAGCAAGGGCCACGUGCCAGGCCCCUCCCCUGAGGCCACUGUCCCCGAGGUGUUGGGAGCCAAAGGUGCCCCCUUGCAGGACAGCGGUGACGCCCAGCAGACCCUCCCGGAGCCAGGCACUGGCGCCCUUGCCAGCGGCUCAGUGCGGACCUGCGGACCCCUGACGGACGAGGACGUGGUCAGGCUGCGGCCUUGUGAGAAGAGGAGGCUGGACAUCAGCGGCAAGCUGUACCUGGCUCCCCUCACCACGUGUGGGAACUUGCCCUUCCGGCGGAUCUGUAAACGCUUCGGGGCCGACGUGACAUGCGGGGAGAUGGCCGUGUGCACCAAUCUGCUGCAGGGCCAGACGUCUGAGUGGGCGCUGCUCAGACGCCACCCGUGCGAGGAUGUCUUUGGUGUCCAGCUCGAGGGCGCCUUCCCUGACACCAUGACCAAGUGCGCCGAGCUGCUCAACCGUACCAUCGAGGUGGAUUUCGUGGACAUCAACGUCGGGUGCCCCAUCGACCUCGUAUACAAGAAGGGCGGGGGCUGUGCUCUCAUGAACCGCGCAGCCAAGUUCCAGCAGAUCGUCCGCGGCAUGAACCAGGUGCUGGACGUGCCGCUGACGGUGAAGAUCCGCACGGGCGUCCAGGAGCGCAUGAAUCUGGCACACCGCCUGCUCCCCGAGCUGCGGGACUGGGGUGCAGCCCUGGUCACGCUCCACGGCCGCUCCCGGGAGCAGCGCUACACCAAGCUGGCCGACUGGGAAUACAUCGCGCAGUGUGUGACGGCAGCCAGCCCCAUGCCCCUGUUCGGAAACGGGGACAUCUUGUCGUACGAGGAUGCCAACCGCGCCAUGCAGACAGGUGUCGCCGGGGUGAUGGUCGCCCGGGGCGCCCUGCUGAAGCCGUGGCUGUUCACGGAGAUCAAGGAGCAGCGGCACUGGGACAUCUCGUCAUCCGAGCGCCUGGCCAUCCUGCAGGACUUCACACAUUACGGCCUGGAGCACUGGGGCUCGGACACGCAGGGCGUGGAGAAGACCCGCCGUUUUCUCCUCGAGUGGCUGUCCUUCCUGUGCAGGUACGUGCCCGUGGGCCUGCUGGAGCGGCUCCCACAGAGGAUCAAUGAGCGGCCACCCUACUACCUGGGCCGCGACUACCUGGAGACACUCAUGGCCAGCCAGAGGGCCGCUGACUGGAUCCGGAUCAGUGAGAUGCUGCUGGGACCCGUGCCGCCCGACUUCGUCUUUCUGCCAAAGCACAAGGCCAACGCGUACAAGUAGCCACGGGGGGGGGGGGGGGGGGGAGGGNCAGCAGGGCCUCCUGCGGCACGAGAA